AUGAUCCCCAAGCACGUGGACCCCGGACCUCGCCUGGAUUCCCUCAAGCUGACUGUGGAGGAUAAGCUGCUUGAAUCCGUUGAUCUAAACAAGCUUUAUGAGCUGGUCCUCAAGGUGCUCUUGCUUGAAUACAUAUGUGAGGCGAGGUUCUACCAGACUAUUCGGCCCAGCCCAUCGCCGCUGAGGCGUACUGUUGAUAGAAAGUCGAGAUUCUCGAAAAUGGAGCCAGACUGUGCUCUUCCAGGCUAUUUGAUCGAGGACCUCAAGGCCAAGUUGAACAGUAUCGCCAUGAAGAAGAGCCACCAUGAUGACCUCACCAGAAGGUCCUUGUUGAGGUUUUACGGCGACAUGCUUGCUCCGUCGUUCAAGACUGACGUGAAGAGAGCAAACAAUGUGGACAUUUUGGUGAUGAAGUUCGUCUCUGCUGCCAAUAAGGAAGUGCUCAAAGUCGGCCUGAUCCCCAAUGAGGAGAUCAGCUCGAGAGUGUUUCAGCAAACGGACGAGUUCAUCAAGAUCAUAUCGUCAUUGAUUCAGAGAGACAAAAAUAGAGACGCGUUGGUGGCUAAGUUGGAGGAACAUAAGGCUGCCUUGAAGCCUGCAAAGCCUGAGACAAACUCCAAAAGUUCUGACAAUGUUCACUACCAGGAGCCAUCUUGCCAGGUAUCUGACAUGGAUCGCUCCUCGGUGAACCUCAUAAUGGAGUUGUUUGGAAAGGACCUGGCACAGUUACAAGACGACAUUCUUCGGUUAAAGCCUACAGUCACUCAGAAGACGCUCCACAAAGACGUGGACCAGGCUCUAUUCUACCUCAACAAAGACAUUGGCAAGUAUUCGCCAAAACAGUUCUCUUCUCAUGCAGCUUAUGAGAGUUGGAAAGAAAGGGAACUGGCUUUCUGCCAGCAACUCUAUAAGAAGUACCCCGUGCCGUCGUCUAUGAAGCUUUUACCCAACUCUGCAUUACCAGCCGGUCUGGAGUUCUACAUCAUGCCUCCCUCGGCGGCUGUAUCAAACUACUACACCAUAUUGACAAAGCUCUGUCUUCUUAACCACAAACUGAAGACAGCUAAUCCUAAUUCAAUGCUUCUUGAAGACGACGUCCUGCUUCUUUCAAACAAGUCCAAGGAGAUUCUCAACGCCUGUGCAAGAGUCUGGCGUGUAGAUUUCCCAACCCGUGCUGUAUGCUUAUUCAGCGCAGCCCAUUUGGCAGGAAUCCUCAUAGACCCGCUCUUCCAAAAGAAAGACAAAGAGUUGGGCCCAAUUGACUUAGAGAUGACCAAGAAGGUUCUCAUGUCCUGUAAGCUGGUUGUUGAAUCUCAUGGAAAGCUUGACUGGGAAGAGAAGCGCUCGUGGUGUGCAAAGGACCAAGACCAAUGGUUGAAGUUCUUAGGGUACACUUACAGUGAAACCUUCUACGGUAUAAAGGACUGUCUAUCCAUAAUCAUGAGCAAGACUGUAAAGCCUAAGUUUGGUCCUUACCUUGCAUUUCUUGGUGACUUUGUCGAAUCCGACAUUUUGUUUGGCAGACUCGCUGAAUCAGGAGCUAGCUCAAAGUGGGAAAGAAAACUAACACGUACCCUAUUGAGAAUAUCCGAAUCUCUGUAUGCUGAAGUUCUCAAGACGUUACCAAGAGACAAUUCAUUAUCCAUCUUGCAUAUCAUUGACAUUUCUGACGCCCUUGUCGACAAUAUCAGAACGCUUCAAAAGCGAUACAAGAACCCUCUCUUAGGUUUUCUCAAUGUCAGCAAAACAUAUGCUGCUGUCGUCACAGGUAUGUUCGCUUCCGAUGCUAAGAACGUCUUGAAGCACAUAGCCGCUAAUACAAAGGCAAGAGGUGAAUUCUUGAACUACGGAGAUGCUCUAGAAGCAUAUAAAUCUCUUCGAGAGAUAAGAAGCAUACAUGGCCAGGUUUCUCCUCAGAAUGCAACCUUCAAUUUCAACCUCGAGAAAUUCUUCUACCCACAUCUCGAAGCCUGGGUUGCCGAGAGUGGCAAUAAGAUCCGCGAUUUCGUUAUCAAAGCUAUUGAGGAAGAUUCUUUUGAGCCUAUUGAUAUUGAAAAUGAUCAGAAGAAGUACAGUACGUCCGUGCACGACAUUUUCACGUUCAUCAAGCAUUAUCUCCUGAUUCUCAAAGGACUAGACUGGCAAGACAGGUUUCAAGUAGCCAAGGUUUACACUAUGUUGAUGAAAAGUAUAUCGAAUUGUGCAUUGCUUUAUUCGAGCCGAAUGAGUGAAAUGAUCAUGGAGGACUUGAACGAAGAGGUGUUGGAGAAAACCCCUGAUGUACCUGAAACAAACGGCUGGUUCGCCGAAGUCAAGAGUAAAGUUGCAAGCUACAACUUGAACAACUCAAAAGUGGAGGUCGAAGAGCCAUUCAAUUUUACCUCGCGUACAUGUAUUGGACUCAACAAUAUUGACGCCUUGAUCACACAGCUAGCUAAACUUGAGGAGUUGCUCAAUCCUGAAGAGGUGUCGCUGUUCAUGGCAAAGUAUGAUCCAAAUUCAGGCAAAUCAUACACUAACCACAUUAUAUCUCUCAGAGUUGUCAAAGCGGAAGAGCUUCGAUCUGCACUGGACAGAUCGAGCAUACGUCCAUAUUUAACACUUGUUGACACGAAAGCCCGAAGGACAAUUGUCAAAACGAGAUCUCUUGAUGGUGAAAACCCUGAGUGGGAUGAAGAAGUGGAGCUCACUUUGGCCGCCAAUUCUUCGAUGACGAUGUCGGCGACUGUCUGGGAAGAAAAGCUUGGAACUCAUGCGGUCUGUGGCCGUGCGUUGAUGCAAUUAGAGCCUAGAAAAUUCAAGCACGAUGGAAUACCACAAGAGGUCUUCCUAGAUCUUGACCCUCAGGGAAGGAUUCAAGUUGAGAUAGCAGUGGAGAGUGAGAGGGAGGAUGCCAUUUUCGCAAUGGGCAGAGCACACAGAGCUUUGAAGCGCAGCGUUGAGCGCAUUACCAAGCUUAUCGUUGCCAAAUUCUCCAAGUUUAUCAAACUUUGCUUUUCCAGAAAUUCCCUUAAAUCGGUCUGUGGUACCAGUGGAAACGUCAAGCCUUCUCAGGAACAGAUGGACGAGGCUAUGUUACCUCUUUACAACUAUUUGAACAUGAACUUGCUGGUUUUGGCGCAGUAUCUUACCAAGGAUCUUUUGCAUAAAGUCAUGUUGGAGGCUUGGAAUAUCGUCGUGGCAAGUGCUGAUGAGUUGUUGCUACCCAAGCUUGCAAGUGCCAAGGCACUUCGCAUAGCCCAAUUGAAAAAGUUGAAGGCUGGUGGUAGCUCUGGCAAUUUGAUGGCAUCUGGCUGGCAGUCUGCCGUCUCCUCUGCCAUGGCAAAUGUGACUAGUUCGAUGAGUACCCUCGGUUUUGGCAAGACUCUUACGAACAAUGAAAUCGAAACUGUCAUUGCUUGGCUCCACUUCCUUUGCCUCGACUUCUUCCAUAACGAAGGUAACGGUCCACCCAUCUACGAUCUCAAGACUGAGCAGUACCAAUCGAUUUUGCUCAUACCCGUUUACUACGACAAGAACUCGGCAUUCCUCGUACAAGAGGUGGAGAGACUCUCUCCAGCAUACCUACAAAUGCUUCGUGACAAAAACAACGUCUUCAUAUCGAAUCAUCCAGACGCCGAUACCGCUAGUUUGAGGAGCAGAGCUGGUUCUAUUGCUCGAAGCCUGACGAUAAGAGCCAAUGCCACUGCCCAAGCAAGAGCACGUGCAGCUAAAGAGGCCAGGGAGCUUCUGUCUGAUCCAUUGGUUGCUCAGACUUCAGCUGAAAAUAUCAUUCUUCGACUUUUGCUUAUCAAAGAUGAGAAGGCAUUCGUCGCAAAACGUGUUGAACAGAGAGAAAGACUUGCUCACACAAUUGCUACUGAGCGUCUUGCAAGAGCAGCAGCGGAAGGAACAUUAUUUAGAUAG
This is a messenger RNA of Candidozyma duobushaemuli, 3906 nucleotides long. RefSeq lists its product as uncharacterized. The transcript has a single exon. Bases 1 to 3906 code for a protein of 1301 amino acids. NCBI's taxonomy places the organism in Eukaryota, Fungi, Ascomycota, Pichiomycetes, Serinales, Metschnikowiaceae. The record is from RefSeq and is a predicted model, not a curated record.